This is a messenger RNA of Myripristis murdjan (pinecone soldierfish), 3257 nucleotides long. Its product is annotated as intestinal mucin-like protein. The transcript has 20 exons. Gene Ontology annotation, molecular function: protein binding. Bases 194 to 2647 code for a protein of 817 amino acids. Lineage: Eukaryota; Metazoa; Chordata; Actinopteri; Holocentriformes; Holocentridae. Gene Ontology annotation, cellular component: extracellular matrix. The record is from RefSeq and is a predicted model, not a curated record.
AACUUCAGCCAUCUCCACCACCACAAGUGCAACCACAACCACAGAGACCACAGAAAAGCCUACCACAGUUAUAACAAGUACAGAAAAGCCCACUACAUCAGUGGCAUCCACAGUCUCACCAACACCUUCAACUCUCCAGCCUUCAACAUCGUCAGCAUAUCCGGGCAGUACAACUUUAUGUUUCUGCAAGUACAUGGAUAAGCUUUUCCAUGCUGGUAGUUUCAUCUAUAAUGAAACUGAUGGAGCAGGCUGGUGUUUCACCUCUUUUUGCAAUGCAACAUGUAAUGUUGAGAAGCAUGCAAGACCAUGUCACUCUACCACUCGUCCACCAUUUUCCUCUACCACAACUACUACAACACAUGGUGGCUCAACAACAACUAGUGCAACCAUGACUCCUCCUGUUGACUGCACAUAUCUCACCCCACCUAGAAAGAAUGGCGACUCUUGGAAGACAGGUAACUGUACCACUGCAACAUGUGAGAAUGGUACAAUAACAGAAAAAACUGUGGACUGUAAGAAGGUGACCAUACCUGCUUGUGAAAAUACUUAUUCACCGGUUAAGGUGUAUGACGAAGCAGGCUGUUGUUUUCACUACGAGUGUAGAUGUGUAUGCAGUGGCUGGGGAGAUCCUCACUAUUUGACAUUUGAUGGGACAUAUUACAGUUUUCAGGAAAACUGCACAUAUGUCUUGGUGAAAGAGAUCAUUCCUCGACACAAUUUCACUGUUCACAUUGACAAUGAGAACUGCGAUGCCUCUGGAACUGUAACUUGUGUUCAUGCCUUGAUUGUGUAUUAUAAAAACUAUAAAGUUAGACUAAUACAGGAGGUGACCCCAAAGACCGAGAACAAGGUGUACAUCAAUGGCAAACAGGUGUUCCCAACUUUCUCUAAUGAUGACUUUACCAUCACAAGUACUCAAAUUGAGCUGAUCUUGAAAAUCCCAGAGAUUAAAGCAACUGUGACGUUCAAAGGGCUUCAAUUCAGCGUUGACGUUCCAUACUCCCUUUUUCACAACAACACAGAGGGGCAGUGUGGUACCUGUGACAAUAACAAGAAAAAUGACUGCAGAUUACCAAAUGGCCAGAUUCAUCACUCAUGUGCUGAGAUGGCACAUGAUUGGCAUGUACGAGAUGAGAACAAGACAUAUUGUGAAAGGCCCACACCUUCCCCACCUGGGCCCACCUCUUCCCCAAUUACAACCAUAUCCCCACCAACCCCUUGCAUACCUGCUAUUUGUGACAUUAUCACAAGCAAGGUGUUUGAGGAAUGCAACAAAAAAAUCAAACCAGAACACUACUAUGAGGCCUGUAAAUUUGAUGUUUGCCACAUGCCAAACACCACAAUGGGUUGCUCCAGUUUGGCGGCAUAUGCCUCGAAGUGUGAUGAUGCUGGAAUCUGUGUGAACUGGAGGAAUUCAACAGAUGGACAAUGUGAAUAUGUUUGUCCAGAAAACAAAGUCUACAAACCAUGUGCCACAACUGUUUCACCUAUUUGUAAUGAAAGAUACGUACAAAGCGAGCAGAACACUCCCUCACAGUCAUUUAAGGAAGGAUGCUUCUGCCCAGACGGGAUGUUCCAGUUCAGUACAGACUCUGACCUCUGCGUUCACUCCUGUUGCAUUGGACCCGAUGGUACACCCAGAAAGAUUGGCAGCAAAUGGCAAAGUGACUGUAAUUGGUGUGUUUGUGAUGAAGUCAAGCGCGAGGUUAAGUGUAAGCCCAUAACAUGCCCAACUCAAGAGCCCAUAACAUGCGACAAGGAAGGUGAGGUGCUGGAGACAUACACAGAGGACUGCUGUGAGAGAGCCAAAUGCAAAUGUGAUAAAGAACGCUGUCCAGAGCCAAGCGAGUGCGAGCUGGGAUUUAAGUCGGUGACGCAUAAAUCAAAUGGAAGUUGCUGCAGUUCCCAUACCUGUGAACCCAAAGAUGUCUGUGUUUUCAAUGGUACUGAGUACAAGCCUGGUGUGGAUGUACCCAAAGACCCAUGUCAAAACUGCAACUGUGGUAAUACCAAGGAUAAUAUCACCAAGCUGAAUCUCAUUGUAUGUACCCCGAAACCGUGCUCCACCGACUGUCCACAGGGCUACGAAUAUAAAAUUAGCCCUGGACAAUGUUGUGGGAAGUGUGUAGAGACCAGCUGUGUUGUUGUGCUCCCAGACAAUACAACUCACAUUAUCGAGCCGUCACAGUCUUGGUCUCCUCCAAACGACAACUGCACCACGUAUGACUGCAAAAUGGUUAAUGGCAAGCCGAAAAUCACUGAAUUGGUUGUUGAAUGCCCUGAUUAUGAUCCACAGAACUGCUUUCCUGGAACUGAAAGAAGUCAUAAAAAUGGCUGUUGCAAAACAUGUACACCCCGUUACAGCUGUGAAAUCACCAAGAACACCACCUAUCUUCAGAUAGAGGACUGCAAGUCAGUUGAGCCGGUGGAAAUCACAGCCUGUGAAGGAGCCUGUCCAACAUCCUCAAUGUACUCUGCAGAGAAGAAACACUUCAUGCAUUCAUGUACUUGUUGUCGAGAACUGUCCACCAGAGAGAGGAAGGUGGAGAUGGUCUGCUCUGAUGGCAAGACGAAGAAACACUCCUACAUUUCAAUUGAGAAGUGUGGCUGCCAUGUCACUGAGUGUGAGAAGAACGGCGAGCACUAACUUAAAUGUUUUUGCUUCAUAAACAACAAAUAUCUUUAAUCUGCUUUUCUGAAGUUUUAACAAAUCCACUAAACUCCAAGACUCCCAUAUAUGUUGACCACCAAAAGGCACACGUUUGAGUACUAGCUGGCAAAAUAACGCAUUUGGCUUGGCAAACUGUAUUAGAAAUGUUCAUCAUUUCAUAAAAUCUGAACUAAAUCUGGAAGCUGUCGUGCUGUUCAAACGUCAUCAAGACUCAUGGCCAAAAGUCCCGAUUUCCAAGAUUGUUGAUCUUACAGGAAUGCUAACUGUUGUUGAUAAAAAUGUUUCACACACCUCUGGAAAAUGGACCUAGGUAUUUUCACAUCAGCCAAAAUCAUUUUCCCGUUCCACUUCCAGGCUCAGCUCCCAAAUCUGCCUUUUGAUGGAGACACAUAUUGGUGUCAUGGCACUCUUUUUGCUUUUGGGAAGAUGGUUUUUUUGUCCUAAAAUGUAGACUUGAUGUUUCAAAAACAUAUCGUAAUUUUCAUCAUUUCGUGUGCUCUAUUUUUUUUUUCUCUUCAUGUUACUGUAAGAGAUAUGGGAGAAAAAAUAUAUAGUACAAUAACUUUCUUUUUCAAUGCACAUUAUG